CGACACUGCCACAAUCGAGCAGCAAAGUGCAAAUGGCGACCGUGCUGGCGAUGCCGGACGUCGGCACGACCCAAGUGGAAGACAUGGUGACCGACGUCUUCGAUAUGGUCGCGGUGAGCAGUUUUGUCGCUUCGAGCCUGCGCACAGACCCCGUUCUGCGAAUCCUACUCUGUCUCUACGUUCUUCUCGUGGUCGUCGUCGGUGUCCCGCUCGUGCUUCUGCCAGUUCUCGUAUGUCUCAAGGCCGACGGCGUGCUCACGGCGUCAUGGACCGCAACGCUGACGCCGCUUUGGAUCACGGACGUUGUGCUGCUGCUUCUAGUGCUUGUCAUCACGGAUUCCUCGCCUUCGUCGCCAACCACAGAUGAUACGACCAGCGACGACGCCACCGUCGUUCUUGACGCUAGCAUCGAGGUGAAGGCCAAUAGCAGCCACGGUACCGAUGACGAGGCCGCUGCCCCGAGCGACGAGGAUGACAACGCCAGUGACAAAAAAGCCACCGAACUGGUCAUUAGCACCGAGAUGGGCGCAAGUCCCAGCGACGAUACGGCCGUCGACGCCAGCAAUGACGACGAUGCGAGCGACGCUGACACGGCCUCCAAGCCCUUUCUAUCAAGGGGCACGCUCUACAGCACGAUGGGCUUGGUCGUCUUUCACAUUCUCGUGGCCCUGCGCCUCGACGACGUCAUUCGAUGGCCGUGGACGGUGCUCUUGGCGUCGCUUCUCGCCGCGGAUAUGUGCAGCGACUGGUUUGCCGUGAGCAUCGCCUUCACGCUCCAGUAUGCGCUCGUGCUACUUCGACUGGACGGGCUCCUCGGCUUUGGCUGGGGCUAUGUCUUUAUACCCACAUGGCUGCUACUAGGCCUUGUGCUGGCCGGUCUUGGGUUUCUGAUGUUUCUUCUGCUCGAUGAUAACGACACGUCAUCGUCCAACUUGCUGGCGUGUGGCGGCCUCACCUUGCUGAUUGUUUGCGUCGGCGCGCCCGUCGCGUUGUUGGCGCUGCUCACGCGGCAACUGGACGCGGAUCCUGGGUACUCGGCCCUUGUGAUUGGCUUGCCCUACUUUGGCGCCAUGGCACUUUUGAUUGCCGUCGGUGCGGUCAUUGUCCUCUUUUACGUUGAAGACGACGCUGAAGUAGAAGCUGUUUGAAACGAGGGAUUUCGAAAGAUCGCUCUCGUCCCAGAGCUGACGUCGUUGUGCUUAAGAACAGGCCAUCGAGCGUCGAGCCUGAGCGCCACGAAGAGUCCGACCCCGCGAUGCGUACUAUACUCGUUGGAUUAGAAUCACAAAACAAAACAACGUUGCUGCCUCAGGCUUGACGCGCUA
Molecule: messenger RNA, 1325 nt
Organism: Saprolegnia diclina VS20
Lineage: Eukaryota; Oomycota; Saprolegniomycetes; Saprolegniales; Saprolegniaceae
Exons: 5
Coding region: 33-1148 (371 amino acids)
Source: RefSeq, a predicted model, not a curated record